UGAAGAAAUCAACGACGAUACUAUGCUUGAUACUUUUCUGGAAGAAAUCAGUAACGAUUAUCAAAAUGGUGGUCCACAGUUCCGUGCAGCAUUGGAUAAAUUUUCCAAACAAUAUCGUGCAUCAAAAGCACUUUCAUUUGCCCGUCUAACUUCCUUUCUUUACAACAAUAAUUAUACGGAUUCAACCCGUAUUAAAAGUGGUGCCAUGAUUCGCGUUCAAGUUGAAUCUACAAAACGGCGUUCUGAAGGUUCUGGUGGCACCAGACGAAGGUUACAUAACAAAGCAAAUAAAAGUAAAGAAAACAUUGACCCCCAGGUUAUUCCAAGUCGAAAGAAAAGAAAGCUCAGUAAAAAAGAACAUAAUCUGGGCAAAAACAUUCUAAACAAUCAAUUAAAUUGA
Molecule: messenger RNA, 400 nt
Organism: Racocetra persica
Lineage: Eukaryota; Fungi; Glomeromycota; Glomeromycetes; Diversisporales; Gigasporaceae
Source: the annotation of a GenBank genome assembly